AGCCAAGCCAUGUCGCAUGUUCCCUGUCGCCUCUGUCCUGGGACCUGGGACCCAGGUCUCCAGUGCACUGCCACCCUAUCCCUGGGUGGGGUCGAAUUCUCAAGUUGUUGGGAGUGGGGAACCGGCAUUUGGCAAAGCAGUGAAGUUCCCCACCUCCCUUGUAGGAGUGUCUGGGUCCCAGCUCUGCUGCUCACCGCAGCUCCCGGGAGGCAGUCCGAGCUCACCUGCUCGGGUCCCCACCACCCACAAGGGAGACCUAGAUGGAGUUCCCCGUUCCUGGCUUCAGGAACUGCAGGCAUUUGGGAAGUGCGAACCCCCAGAUGGGGCAUAGCUCUUCUCUCCCCCCCACUCGAUCUCUCUGCCUUCCAAAGAAAUUAAUAUUUUAACAUUUCUGGGGCAUCCGUGGGGGUGGGGGCUGUCUGCAGUGCUGGGGUCCCAGGCGACCCUCCUUGCUGCCUGGGCUCCCGCUUCAUGGACGCCCGGUCUGAGUCCACCUCUACCCCAUCCAUUUUGAGAAGUCACACUGGGGUCAUCCUGUUACCGCAACCCAGAGCGUCUUUCCCCUAUGGCACUGCACCGGGUCAGGGCCUGGCUGCCCUGUCCUUACCCCUCCCCGCUCAUGCCGGACCUCUGCCUGCUCCCCUGCAAGCCUGAAUGCCCCCCGGUCCCCUGCAGUCCCGCGCCCCCCAACCCUCCCUCUGGACAAAGCUGUGACCUUUGUCAGAGAGGGGCUCCGAGAGCAUCAGGACCCGAAGCAGAGUCCUCCUAAGUGGGGUUUGAGUUCCGCCCGGCAGGGGGCGCCCGGGAGUGUCUGAGGGGCGAACCCGUGAGUCUGGCGACCUGUCAGGCGCCCACCUGCGCAGGUGCAGAAGCAAGUGGGCCCGAGAUCGGAGGCUCCCACUGACCACGGUGAGCCGCAGCAGGCGUUUUGGCCUGGGUUGAGGCACGGCCAGAUGCCCGUGCAGCAGCCGGCAGUGCCCACACCAGCGGGUUACCCUGACCGCGGAUCCUGGCCCGAGCACCCGCAUCCCGGGCUCCCGACUUCUCGUGCUCAGCCCUCCCACGCCGCAGAUUCCCACAGCGGCGCGCUGAGGACUCCCACUCCCCCAAGGCGGACCCUGGCCCAAGCUCAGUUCUUCCAGCUUCUGGUUCUGCGGCUCCGCGUAAAGGCACCAAAAACACAAAGGGGAAUGUGGUGGACGCGCCCCCUGGCGGCUGGCGGCCGCCCCUGCAGACGGCGCAGGGCUCCAUGCCUGCUUCCUGGGCAUCCAAACUGCGCUGCUCUGUGCUGGGGGCGUCCACAUGGAUCCUGGGGAGUCAGCUGGCAGUCAGGCGUUUAGCCUGCCAUCACUGAGCGCCUACUGUAUGCUCCUGACCAUUACCAGACCUCCUGAGAAUCCAGUUCCCAGGGGAACCCACAUCUGGGAACUGUGACCCAGCCACGGGCCCCCGAGUGGCUGUUUAGCUGCGCACUGCAAUCUCCCAAUGCGGUUUCUAACAACCCCGGUCCAGGCCCCGCCCCAGACCAGAAACUGGAAGUUCUGCUGUUUCCUAAGCUGCGCAGGCGAUUUCCACGCAUGACCACACAGGAUCCAGGAGGGUGCUUUCCAGCCUUCCUCCCCGGGACAGGGCCCAGGUUCCUCCAGCCUCCCAGGGGCCGUCCUACCUUGCUUUCCUCCCAAUUACUGCCUUCUGGAUCCUUCCUUCUGCAUUACCUUCCAUCUCAGGGAACUUGGAAUGUCCCUGCUCCCCCAUGGGCGAGUUCUUGGACAUCAUGGCCCCGCCCCACCCCCAACACACACCCCUAAAUCUGCGGUCCCCCAGCCGCCAGCCCAGCAAAUCUGUCCCAAGAACAGGGAAGUUCUUGGCUUGCAAAGAUGUGUUGAAAAGAGGAAGGUGUAUUAGGCAAGACGAGCAGGCAGCUGAGGCCUCACCCAUCAUACAGGGACCAUCCCCCUCCUCACUGGAUGCCCCGACCCCUGGCCUUCCGGCCUCAGCUGGCCUGGGGGCAGCAAGUCCCCAGGAGCUCCCACUGGAAGCAAGGAGGCAGCAGAAAGACCAGGGACAGAACGUUCCAGUUGGCGGACAUGCCAGUUACCCUGACCUGAUCAUCGCACAUUGCACACGUGGAUUGAGACACCACGUACUACCCCACAGAUAUGUGCAAUCAUGUGCCAAUUAAAAAUGUAAAACAGAAUCGGGCAUUUGGGCCCGCAUCCCCCGUGGCAGUGCCUGGGUUCGAGUCCCAGCUCUGCUCCCAAUUCCAGCUCCCUGCUAAUGCACACCCUGGGAAGUACCUGGGUCUCUGCCACUCCCAUGGGAGACCCGGAUGGAGUUCCUGGCUCCUGGCUUUGGCCUGGCUGUUGCUUGCAUUUGGAGAGUGAACAGGUGAAUGAAAGAUCCCUGUCUCUCUGUCAUUCUGCUUUUAAAGUAAAAAUGAAAAUAAAGAGGACUGUGAUAUGAAUGUGCUGAUUCCAUGCACUGAGCAAGGAGGUCAGGGUGGCUGGGGACAGGCCGGGCGGGGCCGUCUCCGCCUCCUUUCCUUCUUCCUCUGCCCUCCCCACCUUGUGUGCUGGCCUGGGGAGCAGAAGCCACAGGCACUUCCUGAAGGCAGCAGCCUGGUGCCCCGGCCCAUCACCAGCCUGCAGACAUGGGGAGCCAGCAGGACUUCCGCAGCCUCCAAGCCAGGUUCCAGGCCUCUCAGCCCCAGCCCAGUGAACACCCCAGAAAACCGCCGAAGCCUGACUUCAACAAACUGAAGAAGUUUCCACCGCCUGAGCCAAGCGAGCAUCCCAGGAAACCCCCGCAGCCCAAGUUCGCCAACCCCCCCAGGAAGCCCCCGCAGCCUGAGUUCGCAGACCCCCCCAGGAAGCCCCCGCAGCCCGAGUUCGCAGACCCCCCCAGAAAGCCCCCACAGCCCGAGUUCGCAGACCCCCCCAGGAAGCCCCCACAGCCCGAGUUCGCAGACCCCCCCAGGAAGCCCCCGCAGCCCGAGUUCGCAGACCCCCCCAGGAAGCCCCCGCAGCCCGAGUUCGCAGACCCCCCUAGGAAGCCCCCGCAGCCCGAGUUCAGUGAUGUCUCCAAGAAUUUCUCACAGCUAGACAGGAAGUCCCCGCAGCCCAAGGUCGGUGAGAGCCCUCUGAAGUCCUCCCAGCCGCAGCCCAUCAACCCUGCCAGGCCCCUCUCAGAACCCAAAUUCAGCACCUUUCCCAAGAAGCCCCCGCAGCCUCAGGUCACCAGCCUCCCUCCAAAGCAGCCGCCGCAGCCCGAGGUCAGUGGUGUUCUUCAGACGCAGGAGGCCCAAGAGCCCCGGCCCCGCUCCCCGCGGCCAGACUUCUUCACGUUUCCCAAGAAGCCCUUGCAGCCUGGGCUUGGGGACCUCUCCAGGACAUCGUCGGAGCCCGAGGUCAGCGUGCUGCCCAAGAGGCCGCAGCAGCCCGAGCUCAGAGUGCCUUCCACAAAGCCCCCGCAGCCCAGGCUGGACAGCCUCUCCAGGACAUCCUCGGAACCCGAGUUCUGCUCGCUGCCCAGGAAGUGUCUGCACCCACCACGGCCAGGGGGCCCCCGCAAGCUCUCCCAGCCGGAGCCCAGCGCUGCGUCCAGGCAGCACCUGCAGCCCGACUUCCUCACUGCACUCCCCAGGAAGCCUGCGCUCCCAGGCUCCGUCUCCGAGAGCUCGCUGCCCACGGCCAUUGCUGGCUCCUGUCCCCAGUUCCCGCUCAGCAGCCCUGGGCUUGGAGUCCCUGGGAUACCCCGCUGGGGGUCUGGAGACCUCGCUCACAAGGGAGGGUCAAGGUCAGGCCUCAGGGCCAGCCACCCACCCCGGAGGAGGCCUCUGCCUCCUGCCAGCAGCCUGGGACCCCCUCCAGCCAAGCCCCCGCUGCCCCCAGGCCCGAUGGACAUCCAGAGCUUUCGGAGACCAUCAGUUGCAGCCACAGAUCUCCAGAGGACAGGCUCUCCUGCUGGGACCCGUUUCCGGGCAGACACCAAGCUGGAGCCCGAGUACAUCUACGAGCUUUACGACAACGUGGAGCCUGCCGACCUCACCGGCCCGGGCCCCAGGUCAAACCACAGGCCAGACACACCAGCUGCUGGUGACACGUCACCCACUCAGACUGCUGCCAGGAGGCCACCUGCAGACGGAGCGCUCAGGAAGGAGAGGGCCCCCCAGUCACAUCCGUCACUGCCCACGGACCCAAAGCUGCUAAAGCAGAUCAGGAAGGCCGAGAAAGCCGAGAGGGAGUUCCGGAAGAAGUUCAAGGUGUGUCUGAGGGCUGGGAGUCGGGCCCCAGGAAUCCCUCCUCGGAGAGAGGUGGGGAGCCGCCUGGGCAGCAGCUCUCACGCCUGCCCCACCUCCCCACCCCAGUUUGAAGGGGAGAUUGUGGUUCACACAAGGAUGAUGAUAGACCCCAAUGCGAAGACCCGGCGUGGUGGGGGCAGACACCUGGGGAUCCGGCGCGGGGAGAUCCUGGAGGUGAUCGAGUUCACCAGCCAGGAAGAGAUGCUGUGCCGGGACCCCAAGGGCAAGUAUGGCUACGUGCCCAGAACCGCUCUGCUGCCCCUGGAAACGGAGGUGUAUGACGACGUCGGCGUCUGGGACCCUCUGGAGAGCCAGCCAUUCCUCCGGGGACAGUAAAGCCGACUGGUGUGGACACCUAGGACAGGCCACCAGCCUAGCCACCCACUCAGAAGCCCUGAACCUUGCCUCAACAGACGUCCGCCCACAUAAAGCCCCUCUCCACAGCA
Messenger RNA from Oryctolagus cuniculus (rabbit), 4746 nucleotides. Lineage: Eukaryota; Metazoa; Chordata; Mammalia; Lagomorpha; Leporidae. The record is from RefSeq and is a predicted model, not a curated record.